CAUGUUGUCAGGAGAUCUGGAGAUACCUGCAGCACCGGCCGGACCAGCCAGGGACGUGGCACCUGGGCAGAGAUGUUUGUGUGGUGAGGAGUGACGCUGCGGAGGCUCGUGCUCCACUUUGCUUUCCCACUAGUGCUGGCGGUUGGCUGGAGGGCAGAAGGAGCUGCUGGCAUUGCCUUGGUGCUGCAGGGAUGUGUCCCCGUGCUCUGCAAUGAUAUGGAGCGUGGAUGUGGCCUGAAGAUGGACCCGAUCGUGUGCUGCAGCAGCAGUAAAUUGUAGUUUAUUGUAGAAGGAAUGAAUGACCAGGCUCAUCCCCAGCACUGAGCAGCCGCAGCCGGCCCACCAUGCCGAUCCCACCCCCACCGCCGCCGCCCCCCGGGCCCCCCCCACCCCCCACCUUCAGUCAGGCAAACACAGAGCCACCAAAAUUGAGCCGAGAGGAGCAGCGUGGGCGCGGAGCCCUCCUGCAGGACAUCUGUAAAGGGACCAAGCUAAAGAAAGUGACACAAAUCAAUGACCGCAGCGCCCCAAUCCUAGAGAAGCCCAAGGGCAGCGGUGGCAGCAGCUACGGCUCCAGCUCAGCUGGGAUCCAGCCCAAAGGAGGCCUCUUCCAAGGGGGUGUGCCCAAGCUCAGACCCGUGGGAGCAAAGGACAGCUCAGACAGCUCUGGGAAGCAAACCCUGCAAGUUCCGGGCUGCAGAGCCGCUGCCCCCAGGCCCCCGGUGCCGGCCAGCAGCAGCCGACCUCAGGAUGAUUCUGACAGCAGCCGAUCGUCUCCGCCGGAGCUGCCGCGCACGCAGCGGCCGUCCCUGCCGGACCUGUCCCGACCCGGCACCGCGGGUGGUACCGGCAUGAAGCACAGCUCGUCCGCCCCGCCGCCCCCCCCUCCGGGCCGCAGAGCUGCCGCGCCGCCCGCCCCCCCGCCGGCACACGGCCCCAAGGUCUCCUCGUACAACCGGGAGAAGCCCCUUCCGCCCACCCCGGGACAGCGAGCGCCCGCUGGCAGGGAUGGACCCCCCGCCCCUCCACCCGUCAAGCCCCCGCCCUCCCCAGUCAGUAUCCGAACGGGGUCCGGGGCUCAGAACCAGUCCCUCGCCCCCCCGCCGCCCCCUUACCGGCAACCCCCCGGCGUCCCCAACGGCCCCUCCAGCCCCAUCAACGAGUCUGCCCCGGAGCUGCCGCAGCGGCACAACUCCCUGCACAGGAAGACAACGGGCCCCUUGCGGGGUCUCGCGCCGCCGCCACCUGCCUCGGCCUCCCCGUCCCUCCAGAGCAGCCGCCCCCCACCGCCAGCACGAGACCCCCCCAGCCGUGGUGCAGCCCCGCCGCCCCCACCACCCAUGCUGCGGAAUGGGGGGCGUGAUGCCCCCCCGCCCCCACCCCCCUACAGACUGCAUGGUUCCACUGAGCCCCCCAGCCGUGGGAAGCCGCCCCCACCGCCCACCCGGACGCCUGCAGGACCCCCCCCACCCCCACCACCAGUGAGGAACGGGCACCGGGACUCCAUUGCCACUGUCAGAGCAUUCCUGGAUGACUUUGAAUCCAAAUACUCAUUUCACCCCGUCGAAGACUUUCCAGCCCCAGAAGAAUAUAAAUACUUCCAGAGAAUCUACCCCAGCAAAACAAACAGAGCCACGCGCGGGGCCCCCCCGCUGCCCCCCAUCCCCAGGUGAGGCCGAGCCGGUGCCGCUCGGUGCUGAGCGCAGCCCGGAGCUGCUCCCGCCUCCAGCCGGACCCACCCCAUGAACCUGCAUGAGAAUCCCGGCACCUUCAGCGCCCCCGGGACACGGGACGCACCGACCCCCAUCGGCUCCAUCCCACGCGGCUCCCGGCCCCGCAGCCCCAGGUUGGAGCCCGGGAUGGACACGGACACGGGCUGAGCCGGGGGGUCCCGUGGGGUGGGACCGUGGGGUGGGACCCACGGGGGGAGCUGUGACACCGGGACACGGGGGGUGUGUGGGCUGCGUGGGGGCUGCGGGCUCUGACCGUGCGGGGCUCGUUGGACGGUUCGGGUCCAUUCGGGACGUUGUGAAGCUGCGGCGGGGACGGAACCGAACCGGAACCGGAACCGAACCGUGUGGGGCUGUUCGGUAUCACGUGGGAUCCCCCCGGGGUGGGGGGGCACUAAAGGGCGCCCUGAGCGCUGCGCUCAGACAUGGGGGGAUGGGACACGGAACCGGGAUAUUGGAACUGAGUUAAUAAAGGAGAUAACGGAGAUAACGGA
Messenger RNA from Coturnix japonica (Japanese quail), 2224 nucleotides. The record is from RefSeq and is a predicted model, not a curated record. Lineage: Eukaryota; Metazoa; Chordata; Aves; Galliformes; Phasianidae.